Molecule: messenger RNA, 3529 nt
Organism: Erinaceus europaeus (western European hedgehog)
Lineage: Eukaryota; Metazoa; Chordata; Mammalia; Eulipotyphla; Erinaceidae
Gene: GOLGA7
Product: golgin A7
Exons: 4
Coding region: 292-684 (130 amino acids)
Biological process (GO): protein targeting to membrane; Golgi to plasma membrane protein transport; peptidyl-L-cysteine S-palmitoylation
Cellular component (GO): Golgi stack; palmitoyltransferase complex
Source: RefSeq, a predicted model, not a curated record
UUCCGGGCCGAACCGGGCUUGGGGGGGGGGGGUGUCGGGGAGAGGGCAGGAGGCGGGGGGCGCAGGGCCUGGACCCGGACGGUCGCUGGAGGCCGGCGGUGACUGCAAUGGGGUGAAGGGAAGCGGGGCCGGGGCGGCCUUGGGCUGCUUAGGGCGGUGGGUGGGGUCGAGAGGCUUGGUGGGUCCAGGCCGGGGAUCUGACCCGGGGGUGCUGUGUGUCCAUCUGUCCAUCCACCCCCCCACCACCACCCCUCACCUCGAACCCGCAGCGCCGCCCGUUCUGUGCCCGCCAUGAGGCCGCAGCAGGCGCCGGUGUCCGGGAAGGUGUUCAUCCAGCGAGACUACAGCAGCGGCACGCGCUGCCAGUUCCAGACCAAGUUCCCGGCGGAGCUGGAGAACCGGAUUGAUAGACAGCAGUUUGAAGAAACAGUUCGAACUCUAAAUAACCUUUAUGCAGAAGCAGAGAAGCUUGGUGGCCAGUCGUAUCUUGAAGGCUGCUUGGCUUGUUUAACAGCAUAUACCAUCUUCUUGUGUAUGGAAACUCAUUACGAGAAGGUUCUAAAGAAAGUCUCCAAAUAUAUUCAAGAGCAGAACGAGAAGAUAUAUGCUCCCCAAGGCCUCCUCCUGACAGAUCCCAUAGAGAGAGGACUUCGAGUUGAGAGGAAUUGCGGGGUCAUAGGGUAGGUCCACUUCUAGCCUUGUGAGGGUUCUCCAGACUGCCCUCCACAGGGGCUGGACCAAUUGACAUUUCCUCCAGCAGUGUGGGAGGGCUCCUUUGCCCCCACAACCUCUUGCUUUCCUUUCUGAUGUGUGACAUUCUCAAAGGGGUGAAGUGGUAUCUCAUUGUUGUCUUUAUUUGCAUUUCUCUUGACUAUCAAUGACUUGGAAGAUUAUAUAUAUAUAAUAUAUUGUGUUGGCCUUUUGGAUCUCUUCUUUGGUGAUUAUUCUGUUCAUAUCAUCUUCCCAUUUUUUGGAUGGGGUCACUUUUGUUGUUGCUGAGUUUGGUGAGCUCUAUAUAUUUUGGUUAUUAGUCUGAUGUAUGGCAUGUAAAGAUUUCCUCCCAUCUAUAGGGGGUCUCUUUGUUUGAAUGGUGGUUUCUUUUGCUGUGCAGAAGCCUUUUAAUUUGAUUUGAUGUAGUCCAAUUGGUUUAUUUUUGUUUUUGUCUUCCUUGCAAUCAGAUUUGUAUGGUUGAAGAUGCCUGUAAAAUUUAGAUGGAAAAGAGUGCUGCCAAUAUUUUCCUCAAAGUAUUUGAUAGUUUCUGGUGUAAUAUCCAAGUCUUUGAUCCAUUUGGAAUUUACUUUUGUAUCUGGUGAAAUGAAAGUUUUUUUUUUUAAUGGCUUUAUAGUUAGAUAGACUGAUGGUGGGGGUUUUGCUUUGGUUUUGUUUUUUUAAUAUUUUAUUUAUUUUCUAAUGAGAGAAACAGGAGGAGGGGAUGAUCAAAGCAUCACUCUGGCACAUGUGCUGCUGGGAUUAAAGUUGGAGACUUCAUGCUUGAGAGUCCCUAUGCUGUGUUCACUGUGUACCACACCCUGGAUUGCAGCUGAUAGUGUUUAUCUCUUUGAGUUAAAGUAUCUUAUUUUUUUUUUAAUGGAAUAUAUCAUCACAGCAAAUUGAUGAUAAUAAAAACAGCCAAGCAUUUGUUGGCACUGUGUGCUGACACUGUUUUAAAUAAAUGCUUCAUUUAAUCAUUGUAAUAACCGUAUAAAUGUAGAUACUCUUAGUCUCACUUUUCAGAAGCGGAAAUUCAGGCACAAAGAGAGAGCCUCAGUUACUUGUCCAGGGAUGAAAAAAAAGUAAGCAGUAACUGAUGAAGCCUUGCUCCAGAUUCACCAAUGAACUCUGUGCUUUACUAUGUCUCAUGAAAUGAUUGAUUAGAGAAGGAAAUAUAUGGGGCUGAGACUUCUAGACCGUUGAGCUAUGUGUUCAUUGAAACAAGUAGUACAGGUUCAAGUAUUUCAUUGAACUGAACCCCAAAUUAAGAAAAUGUAGCCCUUAUAUUAUGGGUUCAUAUCAAUUGGUGAAAUAGAAAUGUUUUAGAGGUGAUUUUUACCACUCUCUUCUAAUCCCUCUCCCUUCCCUUCUGUUACAGAUGCUGCCUCCAGCUGGGGCCCUCAUCUAUCCACUGGCCAAUUGCAGGGUGUCCCCUACCUCCUCUCCAGAGCAUCAUUCCUUUGUAUCUGCUGCCAGAGCCAUGGUGCCAUUUACUCCAAGGACUAACUUUCUAAAAUUCCACACCCAGGGUGACGUGGUCACUCAGCAUCCACUUUGUGUCUCCAAAUUGUGUAGGACUCUCUAAUAUUUUGAUUAGUUUCUGAGAAAACACAAUGAAGCAUUUCACUUUUUCUAUUCAAGAUCACUGAUAAAAUAUGCAGCUGGUCAGCCCAACACAAAACUUUAUUUCCUAUCUGCUAUUAGUACCAAGGACUCCUCAUUCCUUGGGCCAGCUUCCAUCCUCUAAACUUCCGCAAGUCAGAUCUUAAACCAGUAUUCAGUCAUACGCUUCAAAACUAACAAAAUAUUCCUCUCCAAGAUUUGUGUGACAAGUAGCUGUGUCUGGUUGUGUUAGUGCAUCUCCCAGAUUUCAGAUGAGAUCAGGUGUGUUCAGGAUGGUACGGCCGUAGAUUUCUCCCAGAUUUCAAACAUUACUGUUAAUAAUUUUGCCAUGACUUAAAUUUUACAGAUCUGUUUCUGUUAAGUUUCUCCAACUGAAAUUCAUUGGAAAAAAAAAAAUAAGUGUAUCAUGUUAUUUUGUUUUAUUAUAGCAGUUUUCCUAAUUAAAAGUAUUUAAUGCAAUUCCAGUUAUUUUUCUUCUGAGAAUUUUGCUGUUGCAUUACCUUGAAUGUUGGGAAGAUGUGCUAUGCUUUGCUUGUUCAUUACAAAAAUAAGUAAGCACAAUAAAGUGGAUGGUAAACCAUCAAACUCCUAAAUGUCCCUCCUGUGUCCCUGAAUGUGUAAUAAGCAAGUAUAAUAAAUAUUUUAAUUAUAGUUUUGUUAUAAAUAUAACUUAUGAGAAAAAAAUUUGAUAGGAAUAAUACUAUAUACUGCUCAUUUUUAACUGUCCUCCCAGGCAAACCUUUUGAUUUUUAGACUUUCUUCCUAUACAGUAUUCAAUGCACAGAAAUCUUACCAAGUAUAAGUAAUUUCCAACUAAAACUGUCAAGUCUGAGUCAAUAUUUAUAGUUCUUUUGCCUAUGUGUUCUUAGUUUAGGGCUUCUUAUGCCCUGCGUUCAUCAUUGGGGUUUGAGAGCACUGUAUUUGGGAGAAAAGUUAAGAGAAAUGUAUUAGGAAAGAAUGAAGCAGUUAAAGGUUUUACUUUCAGAGAUACUGUAGGUGCUAAUAUUGGAUUCAGUCUUACAAGUAUAAUUUCCACUAGCAGUCUAUUAUUCAUAAGUCCCAUAUGUUUGUGUAAUAUUUUAAUUGUAUAAACUUCGUUGUUACUUUAUGGCCUGUAUUAGUCUGUCUGUCUGCCUUUUAAACCCGUUGAAAUAACUUUGCUGAAAUAUUAACACAGUAAAUUUUUUCUUAAACA